Nematocida major is the source of this 2310-nucleotide messenger RNA. RefSeq lists its product as uncharacterized. Gene Ontology annotation, cellular component: intracellular anatomical structure. The transcript has a single exon. Gene Ontology annotation, molecular function: ATP binding; RNA binding. Bases 1 to 2310 code for a protein of 769 amino acids. Lineage: Eukaryota; Fungi; Microsporidia. The record is from RefSeq and is a predicted model, not a curated record.
AUGGGAAACAAGAAGAAGAAGCUCUUGGAGAAGUACUUGGAGAAAAAAGAGCGGCAGAAAGAGAGGGAUACUUUAGUGGAGAAGCUGAAGACACUGCAAAAACUCUCGAGCGAGGCAAAGUCCCACUCUCUGAUCUCAUCAAGCCAGAUCACGCGGAAGAAAGCCCCCGUAAAGUCCCGGGCACUCCCAAAUCCCCCAGAGAAACUCCCGCAGAGAAUUCCCCUCCCUGCUUACAGGCCCCUGGGAAGUGCCGAAUUCUCAUCGCUCGUGCAGAGAGUCUCCACAGAAGAACUCUGCGACGGAAUCGUGUGGACUCGCCCGGAGAAGAGGAGAAUCCCAGACGCAGAAAUAACUGCCGCAGAGAAGAAACUCCAGAAAACUCCCCCAGAAGUCCCCCUUAUAAAGACGGAUAAGGCCCUCUCCAGGACAAGAACAGUUGAAAAUCCCCUCCCAAUCACGCACAUGGAGGAUGAGAUCGUCUCCUCAGUGAAGAAUCACCGUAUAACAGUGAUAACGGGCGGAACAGGAACAGGAAAGUCCACCCAAGUCCCGCAGUUCCUAUACGAGAACGGCCUUGCAGAGAAGAAGAAAAUAUGCAUCACACAGCCCAGGAGAGUCUCCGCACAGGCAAUUGCAAGAAGAGUCUCGGAGGAGCAGAAGGAGGAAGUGGGCGGAGUCUGCGGGUACAGGAUGCGAUACGACAGCAGAAGCAGCAGUACUACGAAGAUCCUCGUCGUGACGGAGGGAGUCCUUCUGCAGGAGCUCUCAGAUGACCCUUUUCUCUCCGAGUACUCCGUCGUAGUCCUCGAUGAAGUCCAUGAGAGAUCGCUCUGCCAGGAUACGAUUCUCCUCGUCCUUGCAAAGCUUGUGGGGAAGACGCAGAUCCGCGUAGUUCUCAUGAGUGCAUCCAUUACGGAGGAGUAUAUCGCGUGCUUGGAGGCAAUUUCAGGUUCUUCCGUUAGUAGGAUCGAAGUAGAUGCGCAGGUUUACCCCGUGGAGAUGCACUAUCUCCCCCUGCGAGAGUACGACUACCUGCAGGAGAUGAAGAAAAGAGUCGGACAGCUCCAGGAGAGUCCGGGUUCGAUCCUUGCUUUUGUCUCCACGAAGGAGGAGACGGAGAGAGUGAAGAGUGACCUGCAGGGGGGAAGGAAGAGUGUAUUCUCCCUGCACAGUGAGACCCCAGAGGAGGAGCAGAGAGAGAUUCUCCGCAGUACAGACGCCGUUAUUAUAGCAACAAACGUAGCAGAGACUUCCCUCACACUUCCAGACGUAAAAUACGUUAUAGACGGAGGGAGAGAGAUCAGGAAGAGAUUCGACUACGGGAGAGGAUCAUACACUUUUGAGACGGUCCUUGUCUCGAGGGAGAGCGCAGAUCAGAGGAGGGGAAGAACCGGGAGAGUGGGACCAGGAGUAUGCUACAGACUAUAUACGACAGUAGAGUUCGAGAAUAUGCAGGAGACGAGAGAGCCGGAAAUUGCGAGGGAGAGAGUCCAGGGAAUGGUCACAGCCCUUUUGAAGGCGGGAGUUCGCCCCCACAGGAUGGAGAGAGUGAAAUUUAUCACGAGCCCAAGUAGGAGGGCCCUGCAGGAGGAACUUAGUGAACUGCGCAGGCUGGGAGUAGUUACAGCGGAGGAUGUCACAGCAUUUGGGCGGAGAGUUCUCUCUCUUCCCGUUGAUCCCGUCCUGGGGAGUGCCCUUUUGAGGGCCCGUGGGAAGUCCCUCGAGUGCUUUCAGGUGAUGCUGGGAGUUGCUGUUUUUUUGGAGACGUACAGCCCGAGGAGGGUCCAGUACGUGCCGGAGAGUGUGGGGGGCACGAAGACGUACAUUGAAGUGCUUUCCAGGCCGAGUCCACCCUGCGGGAAUAGGAGGAAGCUUGCUCGGCACGUGAUGAGGGCAGUGGAUCGGGUUCUCUCGGAGAGUUUGGAGAAAAAUUUUAAACCUGAAAAACCGUUAGAAAAUGACCUGAAACCUGAAAAAAUAGAGGGGGAGAGGGAGCGGGAUGUGGAGCGCACGGUGGAUGUGGCGCUCAGUCGAAGCGCAAGAAACACGGACCCAGAGGCUGCUGUCGCCUGCGGGAAAAUACUCGCCUGGUGCCUCUCCUCGAAUAUCGUAACGGCGUAUAACGGAAAGUUCUACCACCGCGGGGAGGAGGUGCGCUUGCGAUCGCUCCUUCCGGAUAUACGCGCGGAGAGGCCGGUUCCCGUCGUUUACUAUUCGCUUGUCCGCCCGGAUGCUGAGGACCCGAGCAAAGUCUCCCUCCUGGGCGCAGUAGUGCCGGAGUACGCAGAGACCCCGGAAGACCCCGAAUAG